Molecule: messenger RNA, 936 nt
Organism: Cordyceps militaris CM01
Lineage: Eukaryota; Fungi; Ascomycota; Sordariomycetes; Hypocreales; Cordycipitaceae
Exons: 2
Coding region: 1-936 (311 amino acids)
Source: RefSeq, a predicted model, not a curated record
AUGUUUGGUAUCUUGGAGGCCGUAGCGAUUCCUCGCACAGGCGUCUUUGACACGUACGACAAUCUGGUUGAUAAUCUGAAUGAGCGGAUGGUAAAGGAUGGUUACAAAAUCGUGAAAUCGCGCUCUCACAGGGCACGCGUGGUUGGUCCGGAUGGUCCCAGCAUGGAGAUGAUUCGCGCCGACUUGGUCUGUGAUCGUGGUGGCCGACCAUACAAGUCGGUGGCAACAGAACGCAAAACAUCGACUAAGAAGACGGGCUGUCCGUGGAAGGCAAAGGCGGUUAAGCGGAAAACGGUCGGAGGGUGGGUGCUCACUAUGGUUUGCGACGAGCAUAACCACGAGCCAGGCACGCCGGAGCCUCCAUCACCAGAGCCCAGCGAUGAUGAAGCAGAACAAACGGACGACUCAGCCGCAAAUUUGCCAGCACUUGGGCCGGAAACCGCGGCUGCCGUCCAAGUCGCUGGCUUGUCGGACACGGCAGUACGGCUGACGGGAGAAACAUUCAAUCAGUACAAGCGAGAUUACAGGAAGCUUUCACCACCAGAGAGAAUGCAGAUCCUUGCAAAUAUGCAGAUGCGGAUUGCUGCCAUUUUCGCGAUUCAGAAUGAAGAUGCGCAGCGGCAGCGGCGUCUGGAGCGCCAAGAGAAGCGUCACCAAGAGAUCGAAGCAAGCAAAAGGGCGCGACAAGGAGAAAAUCCAACACCAAUAUCAACAAAUAAAAGACAAAGACUGAGCAACAUCGGAAACCCAAACCUUGGCCAAGGCGCUCCCCAACAUCAGAUGCAAGAACAGGCGCAGCAAUCUAGGCAGCAAUUGACCGACACAGCACAACCGCAGGACAAAUCCGUGCAAACCUCGGUUACCAUCUCCAACAGAAAUGUUCCAUUUCAGCAAUACGCGUUCAACGGCCGGCGUGGUCGAGCGCCAAAUCCAUAA